AGUGCAUAUAAAGAGAGGAAAACUAAUUAUUUUCAAUAACCUAAUUCACACCGCAAUAGCAUUUCGUUGCGUAGAAUCGAAAGAUGGAUGAGGAAGAGCAUGAGGUUUACGGAGGAGAGAUCCCCGACGUCGCAGAGAUGGAAGGAGACGUCGACAUGUCCGCCGCCGACGAUGACGCCAGUGGCAUGAAGGAGCUCGACGAGAUGCGACGACGCUUGAAGGAAAUGGAAGAUGAAGCCGCCGCUCUUCGCGAUAUGCACGCCAAGGUUGAGAAGGAGAUUGGCUCCACUCAAGAUCCUGCUGCUGCAGCUGCUUCUCAGGAUAACAAGGAGGAGGCAGAUGCUCGUUCUGUUUUUGUUGGCAAUGUUGAUUAUGCAUGCACCCCAGAGGAAGUUCAGCAACACUUUCAGUCAUGUGGUACAGUGAACAGGGUCACUAUCCUGACAGACAAGUUUGGUCAGCCUAAAGGUUUUGCUUAUGUGGAAUUUGUUGAAACUGAAGCUGUUCAAGAAGCUAUCCUGUUGACCGAAACUGAAUUGCAUGGCCGACAAUUGAAAGUUCUGCCUAAGAGGACCAAUGUUCCUGGAAUGAAACAAUACCGUCCUAGGCGAUUCAUUCCUUACAUGUCAUACGGCUUCAGGAGGCCUUAUGCUCCUCCUCCUUACAUGUACUCCCCUUACGGAUAUGGGAAGGCUCCAAGGUAUAGAAGGCCAAAUCGUUACAUGCCAUACUAUUAGAUGUUCAUAUGGAAUGGUGUUCGAGAUUUGAUGAUAAUGUGUCCUGGAGUAUUACUAUUUAAACCCGGGGAGCAUUCAGUUAUACUAGUCUUCAUCAGCAUAAUAUACACUAUGAUCAAGAACAGUUAUUGUCCAUUUGUUCUGGGAUGUUAUUGGUCUCGUACUUUUCUUGCUCAGUUUCUAGAAUUUGGUUUAAAAUUGCCUUUGAAUUUUAAGUAUAAUACAGCAAGGUCAGUUCUUAGUUUAUACUGACCAAAGAUAUAUGCUGCAGUAAACUCAUCCGGCCUUUAACUGUUCAGUGUUACCAAAACUUGAUUAUAUGCAUGUUGAUGAAAUUUAUAUCA
This is a messenger RNA of Vicia villosa (hairy vetch), 1081 nucleotides long. RefSeq names its product polyadenylate-binding protein 2-like. The transcript has 5 exons. NCBI's taxonomy places the organism in Eukaryota, Viridiplantae, Streptophyta, Magnoliopsida, Fabales, Fabaceae. The record is from RefSeq and is a predicted model, not a curated record. Gene Ontology annotation, molecular function: RNA binding. The coding region runs from base 84 to 737 and encodes 217 amino acids.